This is a messenger RNA of Ectocarpus sp. CCAP 1310/34, 3509 nucleotides long. The record is from the annotation of a GenBank genome assembly. Lineage: Eukaryota; Phaeophyceae; Ectocarpales; Ectocarpaceae.
CAACAACACCGCUGCGUCCAGCUACACUCACAAGGGGGCCGGGGGAGGGAUUGCGGUGUCGGCGUCGGCUAGCCUGACAAUGUCCGAGGGCUGCGUGCUUGAGGGGAACGUGGCUGGGCCAGAGGACGUCGGGGCGUCGGACCCUUCUUGCUUGUCCGGUCAAGGCGGCGGGAUACACGUCUCCGGGUCGGCCAUCAGCCUGUCAGGCGUUUCUAUGAGGCGAAAUCGCUGCGAAACGGGGGCUCUCGACGCCGGCUGCUCGGGAGGCGCGGUCAGCCUCACCGGGCGGGGGCCUCAGGCGACGACUGCCGUGGCAGGCGACGACGACGGCAACAACAACAACGGAGGAGGGGCGACCUUCGACGACUGCCUCUUCGAGCGCAACGAGGCCAGGGGAGCGGCCACGAACAACGUCUACAGCGGAGCCGGCCAGGGCGGCGCCGCGGCGAUCCGCUUCGCCUUUCCCAGGUUCACCGGGUGCAACUUCACCGGCAACGUGGCCGAGGGGGGAGGUGGCGCAGCCCCGGCUACCGGCGGAGCGGUGCUGCUGUUCCUUUCCCGGGGAGGAGGAAGCUCCGCCGCCGCCGCCGCCGCCGCCGCCGCCGCCGCCGCCACCUCUGACGGCGGAAUGGAAACCCCUCCCCCGACGUUUGUGAGUGUUGGCUUCAGCCGGAGGGCUGUGGUCGGUCGGUCGGGCAUCCCCGGGCACGGGAUCGGAGGGGCUCUGGCCGCGAUUGCCUCUUCGCCUCUGCUCUCGGGCUGCUCGUUCUGGAACAACUCUGCCGUGGCGGUGUUCCCGUCAUCUUCUGGCGGAGGAGGGGGCGGGGGGAGCCCUGCGGUGUCGGGCGGGACCCCUUCCUUCGGAGGAGCUAUAAUGCUCACCAGCGAUUGCUGGGGGACUCGGUUGAGCGACUGCGCGUUGGGGAAUAACGCCGCGGUGAACGGGGUGGGCGGCGACCUCGCCGUGUUGGCAGCGCCGUCCAAGGGGCGCUCGUCCAUGCUCAAUUCGAUCACGGCGGCCACAGUGGCAUCACCACGCACCGCCAUUGGUCCGGAGCCCUCCAGUUCUGCCGGAAGCGCAUCACCGACCAUGGCCGCCGCCGCCGCAGCGCCGGUGGGGGCGGCGACAGCGGCAGCCGCAGGGGCACCGCCAGCACCCUCACGGGCUCCGGCCAUACCGGCAGCAGUCCACGGGGCCACCAACACCGCUGCCGCCUUUCAGCCGGUAUCAUCUCCGUUGGCGUCUUCCCGUCAGUUGCCACCCGGAGCAGCCGCCACAGCGACCGCCGUCCUGUCCGGCUGCAGCUUCCGCCCGGCCAGGCCCCAGAGCGACCCCGCCGUCCCCUGGGCGGACGGGAGGUCGGAGACGGCGGCUUCGCCGUUCCUGUUCGUGCUGGACGGGGGGACGGUAGAGCUAGUGUCCCCGGUGUUCGAGGCCGCGGGGCAGGCGUUCGUGGCGCAGGUCGAUCCGCCGGCCUUUCCCUCCGACAUGGAGAGCGAAAUCUCACAUCUGCGCAUCGUGGGCUCCGGCGGGCCCCAGACUACCGGCGCGCACGCCGCCUUCACGGGCUUCCUCCAAAACGACGGCGCCAACGGGCGCCGGACCCGAACCACCGCCCCCGGCGCGAAGCUAUCGGUCGUGUCAGUCGGCGGUCGCGUCUCGUUGGUAGACACCACCGGCGACGACGACCGAGGGGCUGGAACAAACGACGGGGAAGGUUUGACGAAGCCACCAGCGGCGGCGGCGGCGGCGGCGGCGGCGGCGGCGGCGGCGGCGGCGGUAGAUACGACUCCGUUCGCGCUGCGAGACUUAGCCUUGCUCGGGGCGGAGCUCUUCCUGGAGGGUGGCAACGGGGGUGAGCGGCAACAGCACCGAGGCCUCGCGGUGGAGAAUUCGGCAAGGUUCCGCACGGCCAACGUGUCCGCCGUUGUUUCCGGCGCCGCCGCCGGAAGUGGCCACGAUGAGGCCGCCGCCGGUCGGCGGCGAUGGGCGCGCGGUUCCCCCGCGGAUGCAGCAGUCGCGGGAGUCACCUUGGAGGCCCAGGGCGCGGCGAAGCUCGGUGAGGCUUGGGAGCCGAAGCCGUUCUUUCUGGGCACGUCGCUGUCGCAGCGCUUCCCUUUGCCAGAGUCGGCGGAGCUGGCCGGGGCGGGGGCGGAAGCCGUCGAAGGCGGUGGCCGGCACGCGGCGCGUAGCGGGGGCGGCGAGCGCGACGCGGACGACAGAGUGUCGUUUGACGGAGUUGUGGUGAAGUUGGCGGGGGAGUCCGAGGUACGAGGAGGCGUUUCCCUCGCCGAGACGGCGAUGGUGCAGGUGGCGCCGUCGGGAUCGCUCACCCUAACCGGGGACACCACGAUUCGCAGACAGACCUCGUCGUCGUCGUCGUCACCCCCCCCUCCAGCGGCGGCCGCGUCGCCUCCGCCCGCGGUGCGGAACGCUGGUGUUCUUUCCCUCCCCCGCGGGUUUUCCCUCACCAUCGCAGGCGGUGUGGAGCAGGGUCCCACCGGCGAAACCGCCAUUGUCCUCCCCGCCCCUCUCUACGCCCCCUCCCCCGCUGCCGGCGGUUGCCCCGAAGGAAGUGGUGAAGAAAAUUUCGGGGGGGAGAGUGCUGGGGGCCCCGGCAUAUGGUGCAUGGAAGGGGAGGGGUGGGGGGGUGCGACCGGACACCCGCUGGUGGUGGAGUCGGGGGCGACGAGGCUCGCCGGCGCGGUGAACGCCUCCGUGUCGCGUGGCGGCGGGGAAGACGAGAGGAUGAAGAUGAACCGAAAGUGGGCGAUCGUCCGCUUCGGCACCCUAGACGCCGCCCGGAACGUCGAUACGGGGUCCCUCUCGGUGCGCGGCCCUCCCGGGGUGUCGAUGGCGCUAGCGAUGCAGAACGUCACGCUAAAAGGAGGAGGCGGGGGAUGGCACGACCCCCCGCCGAUGCCGGCCCCCCUGCAGCCACGGGACCCCCCAAGUCUGCAGGAUGACGAAGAACACUUGCUGUUCGCAGGCAGUGGGCAGGGUGACGCGAAAUGGACGGAGAGGGAACUGCGUUAUGGCGACCUCGGUGAUCAGCGGUUGGAGUUAUUUCUCCAAGCGGUGUUCAUCGAGUGCCGGAGCAUGCUGCUUUAUGCUAACGUCACCACAGCAGGGGGGCCCUGCCAGGCGAGCAUGCCUUUUGAACAUGGAGUGCUCCUGGUGUGGAGGACAAGACGGCAUGGGGUGUGUGCCGGUGGAAGAGCGACCCGUAAAGCGGGGCGGCCGGAGGGGCGACGCUGCAUCGUCUUGUCAGACGGGCAGUUGUUGCCCGCUUGGCUGCAACGGCGUCGGCGAGUGCGACUUCUUUUCCGCGACUUGCUCUUGCCCCUGGCUAUACGCAGGGUCCUCCUGCGCCGAGGUUAGCACCAAAGGAGCCGUAGCGUUAUCGCUAUCGCUGUCCGCCCUCUUACUGGUGGUGCUCUCGCUCGCCUGCGGUCGCUCGAGCCAGCGGAAGCAGAUGGAGGCGGUGAUGGGCACGCUGCAGGAGCUC